Messenger RNA from Linum trigynum, 798 nucleotides. Lineage: Eukaryota; Viridiplantae; Streptophyta; Magnoliopsida; Malpighiales; Linaceae. The record is from the annotation of a GenBank genome assembly.
CGAAAUAGAUAUUACCCGCCUUAAAAUAGAUCAAAUAAAUCAGAUAAGAUUGCUUCUAUUUUAAAUCAGGUAAAAAUGGGUCGAAUCGAAAUUGUCGUCGAGUACUUGUUUCCCGUAUUUAAUUCAGGCGUAUUUGUCUGGGCGCAGAGACGGGUGCUCAGGUUGGAACGUGACGUGGCAAGCCGAUUCUAGGAGACCGAUGCGAGAGAGUGGGUCAACGACGGCGACUUUCCCUGGAGAUUUGCUCACUCUGCCUCCUCCGGCAACUAAUAACACAGCUCCUGCUUCUAGUUCAACGGCGGAAGCCGCCGGCGGAGGGUACUGUAACUCAAGUUUUCGACUCAACGACGAUCCCCGCCAUUUUCAUCGUGCGACUGAGAAGUCCGAACUCGACUCAUCGUCGCUCCACAGUUAUCACCCUCACCACCACCACCGUCGCCGUCGUCACCAUCAACAACAGCAGCAGCCGGCGGGGGUUUGCCAUAGAGGCUGCUGCAGCUUCUUCCCCCACGAAGUGAUUAACGUAGAAGAUGAAAGACGGAGUUCCGUUAUUAUGAACAAUAAUUAUAACGGUACUAAUCAAGAUCAUCAUCAUAAACAUGAAAACGUUGACCUCAACUUGAAGUUGUAAAGCUCUAUAUGAUAUAAGAAUAAGCUUUCAUUAAUCGUGGAUUUGAUUGCUUUUAUAAUAUACCAUACAUUUGACACAUGUACUAUACACAAUUAAAAACUUAUUUUUAUACAUGAUGGUGUAUUUGAUUACAAAUUUACAGAUUAUAAUAGAAUGAUAAAUUGAUA